AUGCCGACCAAUCUUCCCUCGAGCUUUGCCUCGGCUGCCGCUGGCCAAAACGCCAAUUCCAGGGGAGGAAGAGCUGAUGGAAGAGGAGCUACUUCUGGAGACUGGGCAAGGAGAGAUGGCCGCUCUACCAAUGGAACUCUUACCUUCCGACGAUCUUCUACAACUCCUUUGGGUCAGCCUUCUUCGCAGCCGCCGCUCUCGACGGAUCACGCAGUUCAGCACCCCACCGCCGAAAGCCCUGUGUCUGCAUCUCCAUCGACAUAUGAGCUGCCACCAGCGCGGUACAGCAAAGAGGACCUGUUAGAGAUGUACCGUCCACAAAGGUUAGCCGACGACCCGACUCGUCUAUUUGCCACGGGGUGGAAUCCUGGCCAAAUGAAUGGACACACUCCUAGAGGUUGGGGUAAAAGCAACGACAAUCAUAUUCCACAGGAACCUGGCGCGUGCUGGGAUGAUUCUGGAGAUUCAACUCCAAUGGGACUACAGGAUAUGUCGUUGGAGGAGAAGGAGGCCUUCAAUGAGAUAAACUCGCCGCUUAAACCUCCGACCCAAAACAAAGACGCCCACCAAGGUGGCGCAAAUGGACGUAAAGCAUCUUUAUCCCAGGGCACCUCCAAUACUUUCGGCGUCAGUUCACCUUCGUCAGCUACACGACCUGGGACUCGCCGACGUGAGACUAUCGAAUCCAAUCCCUUUGGUGGAAGUGCUUUAGCAUCUCCCACUGCUAAUCGCUUCUCUCGUGAAGAUCCCUCCUACUGGCUUCAGCGCAGCAAAACUGAUCUCAGAGAGGCUGAAGCCGACGAGUCCGACAGUGAGGCCGUUCUCCGUGACGCUCCUGGAAAACUCCCUCCUUUUGGUAAUCUGAUGCGUUCCAAUACGGGUGGUAUCGGGGGGGCCAACCCCAUCUGGCCACCUUCCAACCAGACGACACCUGGUGUGGGAGCUUUUGGUAAUUUCGCUCUGCCAACUUCGCCCGCCGUUGGUGAUAAACGUGUUGGCGGUGCUGCUAGUGGGAGCAGGUUGGCUCAUCUCAUUCCCAAGGACAGCUCGGAUAACCUUAGUGGCAAGGCAGCUGAGGGUCAAAACCCUCUCAACCAGCAGUCUUGGCGCUCUCGUCCCCGAACCGACACUGAUCCAUUUGGUGAUGAUACUCUAUCUGGCAGCGCGGUUCUUGGCGGAGCUCAGGAUACUGACGCUGGUGGGAUGUCUCAGCAAGUACACCGAGCAGGAACCCUAGGAACUCCAGUCAAGGGGUCCGCUGGCGACUUCGGCAUGGCAGGCCUGAAUCUCGGAUCACAUGGUGAUGAAGGCCCUGUCAGCCCCUCCGAGACUAAUCCCUACCGCAGUCCUCCUGCUGACCGACAAGGCCAUGAUGAGAUCGAUACCAACGACGACAAGACUCACGGCGCAAGCCUUCAUGAUGGCCCUGCAAACUUCGGUUCGAUCGGUCGUGGUUUUGGUGGCUAUGAUGGAGGUGAUCGUAGCCAGACCUCGAGCGUUGGCGCCAAGGCAUACCCUUCUUUGAACACUUUAUCAGGUUGGCCCGCUUCUGGUAAUCCUGGAAUCGGCACUCCGGAUCGUGAACGACCCAAUCUAGGUGCUGCAUUUGGUGCUUCUCUUUUUAGUCCCAUGGGUGACCUCCAGUCGCCUGGACUGUCCAACCUAAACAAUGUCUUUGGACCUGCCGGCACUGGUGGUCUUGGGACAGGAAGCAUAGGUCGAGGCAGCAAGAUGGGUUCUCUUUUCCCUCCCGCAAUGCAGGCACAGAUGCAGAGUCAUGAGCAUGAUAGCCUCUCCGACUCUUUGCCCGACCUACGUCAGAGCAACCCUCUCGGCGCCAUCGGCCGAACAAACUUUGGCGUACCACUUCGCGAGGGCGACAGUCCUAUGCGAGCUAAUCGCGGCGUGUUUGGAGCACUUUUCCCGGGUCCUGAAGCCUCCUCAGCACAAGGCAUUUUUAGCACCGGAGAACCCAGUCAUCCCACCACUACUGCAACUGCUCCUCAAUCCCUUACCCCCGUCGGUGGUGGUCUGCCGUUUGGUGGCGGACAAGGCAGCACUGAGCCUCCUACAACUCAGGCCCAGCGCACGAUGGUCAUGCCAGAUCGUAUGAGAUGGGUAUACCUCGAUCCUUCUGGACAUGUCCAGGGUCCCUUCACAGGACUUGAGAUGAAUGAUUGGUACAAGGCCAACUUCUUCACCCCCGACCUCCGUGUAAAGAAAGUCGAGGAUCAGGAAUUUGAACCCCUGGGCCAGCUUAUCCGACGUAUUGGAAACUCGAGAGAGCCAUUCUUGGUUCCUCAGAUUGGUAUCCCUCAUGGUCCCCCUACCCAAGCUGGUCCUUUCUCUCCUCAGGGUAACAGUGGAGUGGUCCCUCCCCUAAGUGGUGUGUUCCCUAGCUUUGGACGCACUCUUACGGCUGAAGAACAGAACAAUUUGGAAAGACGUAAGCAAGAAGAGCAGUACCUCAUGGUACAGCAGCGCGAGUUUGUCAUGCGAGCUCAAGCUAUGUCCAAGUUCCCUCUCCCUGGCCCAAUGCUCCAGCAUCACUCCAGUGCGCACAGCCUGCAGAGCCAACCAAGCUUUGGUAGCAUUUCGUCCCCGAACCCCAUCGGAAUGUCUCACCAGCAGCCCAUUGGUGCUAUGCCACCUUCCGGAGCUUUUUUUGACGGAACUGGACCGGUCGGUAGUCAAGCAAAUAUGCCAUCGGGUUCGGGAAACGGAGAUCCCUUCAGAGAUGAUGACCUAAACAAUCUCACAACUAACGAUCGCCAGGUGCUUGCUGGUCUGCAAGGCUCUGGUGCUCCACAACCUAUUGGCGCCCCGGCCGCUGAUGCGGCACGCGCUGGUCUUCCGGACACCGAUAACCUGGAGCAAGAUCCCGAGGGAUUCAAGGAGCGUUUUCAAGAGUUCAAGGCUUACCGAGCGCAGUUCGAGGCUGAACAGGCGGCUAACGAUAUCGAGGGCAACGGUGAGGAAUCAAUUGAGCAGCCUUCCCCUGUCUCUGAGGUCGCCACUGAAGAAACCCAACGGCCCACAGAGGCUCCGGCUCUAACUGGUAAGGCUGCUCGAGCUGCUCGCAAGAAGGCAGCUGAGGAUGCCUUGUCUCUGACUCAACAGGUCCAGCAGACUCAGGCUGCUGCUGCCGCCGCCGCCGCUCAGCCAGUAGAGCCCGAUAUGCCCAUGCCUUUCCCUCCCCCUGCGUCCACCGGUACUCCACUUCCGGCCCCCACAGCUCAGCGUGCUCGUUCAAACCUACCUGAGCAGUAUAAUCGCUCUCAGACCGGAACUCCUGACAGCGUAUCAGUCAAUGCUCAGCCACCUCCCCUGGCUCCUUGGGCCAAAGACCACGGCGCUGAAGGACACAAGGGACCCAGUCUGAAGGAGAUUCAGGAAGCCGAGGCACGAAAGGCCGCAAAGGCUGAAGAGGUUGCUGCUGCUCAGAGGAAGGCUAUUCUUGAGCAAGAGGCUGCAGCACUCAGAGAGAAAACUGCUGCCGUUGCCAAUGCUGGCCUGCCUGCUACCAGUACCUGGGGUCACGGUUCGCCCGCUCCUUCUGCCAGCCCUUGGUCCAAGCCCGGACCCUCCAAAACCACUUCUACUUCUACCCCCUCAGCUUCAGCCUCAAGCAAGAAGACUCUCGCUGAGAUACAACGUGAGGAGGAGCUUCGAAAGCAAAAGGCAAGCCAGCAGGUGAGCUCACAGGCCGGAACCCCGACUAGCGUAUCAAAGAGUUAUGCCAACCUCGCUGGGAAACCUGGCCAGUCUACACUCACCAAUGCUGCAUCUGCGGCGGCGGCGGCGGCCGCGCCACCCCCUGGAAGCGGCUGGGCAACCGUUGGUGCCGGUGGCAAGAUCAAGGCACCCGUUGGCCCCUCGUCUCAAAGCCGAUCCGUCAGCGGAACGACCGUCAAGCCUAUGACCUCUCCCGUGAGGUCUAUUUCUAAACCAGCUGCGUCAACUAACGGCAAAGCCGAGGGCGGCAACACUGCUAUGGAAGAAUUCAACAAGUGGGUGAACCGGGAGCUCUCCCGGGGCAUCACUGGUGCUAUUGAUAAUCCUCUAGUUCCCACCUUCCAAGCUGCCCUCGACGUGUUGCCCCUCGACACUGGCUUGAUUGCUGAUGCUGUUUACUCCAACUCAACCACCAUGGAUGGCCGUCAUUUUGCCGAGGAGUUUGUUCGCCGUAAGAAGCUCGCUGAACGUGGAGUAGUCGAAAAGCAGCCCGACAACAAGGGAGGAAACGGGGGCGGUUGGAGUGAAGUUGCCAAGAAGGGAAGCUCGACCAGUGCUGCUGCAGUCGCUACUAGUCCUCGCGAUGAUGCUAGCAUGCAGGCCGCGGGAUUCAAGGUCGUGCCCGGCCGCAAGAAGGGCAAGAAAUAG
Messenger RNA from Fusarium tjaetaba, 4383 nucleotides. Its product is annotated as GYF domain protein. Lineage: Eukaryota; Fungi; Ascomycota; Sordariomycetes; Hypocreales; Nectriaceae. Gene Ontology annotation, molecular function: protein binding. The record is from RefSeq and is a predicted model, not a curated record. The transcript has 4 exons. Bases 1 to 4383 code for a protein of 1460 amino acids.